AUGGACCAAGGUGUAAUAAGAUGUUUAAAAUCUCAUUAUAGAAGAGUGCAAGUGUUAAAGUUAAUUCAAAACCUUGACAGUAACGACCAGAAAAGCUUUACGGUUCUUGAUGCCAUCUUGAUGAUAUCAGAAGCAUGGGAAAAAGUUUCACCAAAAACUAUCGCGAACUGCUUUAGACAUGCAGGUUUCAAACACCUCUUGACAAUAUCCUCAGAUGAUGUGACUGAUGAUGAUGAAGAGGACAAUAUUUCUUUGGCUCAAUUAGCCCAAAAUUUAAGACCUGCUUUAUCUACUACUGAAGCAGAGGAGUUUAUUGAUGUGGAUAACUCUAUUGCAAUUUGUGCACCAGCUACGGAAGAAGAUAUUGUACAAGAAGUUCAAGAGGAAAAUGACGAACAGGAAGAGACUGAAGAACAAUUUACAGUGCCAACUUUGAAUGAUGGUCUCAAUGCUGUCAAUGUAUUACGAAAAAUUGUUCUUUUUAAUGAACAGUUUCACAUGCAGGGAAAUUAUGACACUACUUUAAUUAAAAUUCAGCGUGAACUACAAACGUUGUUCCGCUCGCACACUGAAGCGCGUCUAGACAAACGCGACGUGAGGCGCGGCUGGCUGGCGCCGGCACCGGCAGGCCAGUCUGCGGCGCCGACCCGUCAGUUAGACACGCGCGUCGCACUCCGCUAA
Cydia splendana is the source of this 681-nucleotide messenger RNA. RefSeq names its product major centromere autoantigen B-like. Gene Ontology annotation, molecular function: nucleic acid binding. Lineage: Eukaryota; Metazoa; Arthropoda; Insecta; Lepidoptera; Tortricidae. The coding region runs from base 1 to 681 and encodes 226 amino acids. The transcript is spliced from 2 exons. The record is from RefSeq and is a predicted model, not a curated record.